GUCACAUCAAAACUGUCAAUGUCACUGACAAUUCUCAAAAAAGGCGAGAUGAUAUCAUAUCUUUAGAAAAAUGUUCAGAGAAAAGUUAUUCUAAUAAUACAAAAUUACAUUUGAAUAUGCAAUCAUGGCGGACCGGCUUCGUCAGAUGGCUCAGCGGCUGAAAGAUAAAGUACAUCUAGUACAAAUAAGUUCAAACAGUCGUGAAAAAGUUGACCAAUUGAUCACUAAGUAUGUUCCAGCCACUAAAAUGAAUGAAAUUGCAGAAAAAUUUAAAUAUACAAGUGUGUCACAAAAAGUGCGAGAUCUAGUUUCAAAAUAUGAAAAAUUUACGGGAGUUGAAGAGAUAAUGGCUAUUCAAAAUACUGUUAUUGAGGCUCAGGAAAGGUUUAUUGACGCACAAGAAAGGCGGAGAGAACUUGGCAGAGAGCUAGCUUCCAUAGAGGCACGCUUGAAAGAGUUGCAUGCUGAAAUGCAGAACACUAUGAAAGGAGAUGAAAAAUAUCUUCAACUAUGUACAGAAGAGCAUAAGUUAAUCAUUCAAGAGAGAGCACUACGGACACUGUUUUCAGACGCUGAAAGAGAGGAAAGAGAGCUUUUCGCCACAAUGUCUGCAGCAGUAAAGUUAGGUCAUGAACGGGAGAGAGCACAUGCUGAACGUAAUAAAUAUUGGUACAUAGUUGCUUCAAUUUUUGGUACAGUGUUAGGUAUAGCCGGUUCAACAAUCAAUAAUCGCCUUAAAAUGGCGGAAUUUCGUGAUAUGAUGGAGCAACAGAUGGCGCGGAGUGCGAGCGUUCUGUACACCAUAGCGGGUGGCGGUAGCGCCAGCAAAGCGGACAUUACUGAAGCUAUGAAAACUGAAUUUGCUUAUCAGGAACAACUGGCACAAAACCUACAACUAAUGCAAGAGAAUAUAAAUCAUCUAGUCAGUAAACAAUCAUCAUUAAUAGAGCAUUUAAAUCAUCAAGAACAUGUAGUGGAAACUCAAAUAAAAGAACUAAAACGAUUAGUGGUUGCGGCGUCACAGACCAGCGCCAAAUCGGACGCGGAACUCGCCAAAGCUCUAAAUGCCGUCCACCAGGAUCUAGAUGAUGUCGAAAAAGACAAAGAUGAAUUGCAACACAAAGUCAUAUUAGAACCGAAUCAAAUAUUUACUGGAAUUGGAAUAAUAAUAUGUGCUGCUAUUAUUUUCGGCAGCAUAAUGGGUCGCGUCAGCUGAGAAACUCACAUGCAUAAUAUUUGAUUUGCUUGUCCACACUUUAAGUAUUUAAUCUUUGCCAUCUAUAAUUUUUAAGAGCUGGCAACACAGCUUCCAUGCUGAACAAGUUCACAAACGCCUUAUUUGCUUAAUAUGAUUCGAGCAAGUUCUGACUUAAACAAAUAAUAACGACAUAAAUAAAUUUAAAAACUGAUACUGUUAUGUACAUUUUUUGAUGUACUGCCAAACAAAUGCUUUUUUGAGCAUUUUUUAAUUGUUUGAAUGUGAUAUUUAUUACACCAGCAGAUUGGCGGCUUAACAUUUUUCUGUCGAUUUCAAAGGUGUAUUAAAUUUAGACGGUUGAAAUUAUUUGCAUAGUAAUUCGCUAAAGAUAAAAUAAUGCCGGCACAAAUAUACUAUAAUAGUUUUGUUUUACCGCAAACAAAACAAGCGUUUUUUUUUCAGAUGUAAGAAUUCAACUGGUUCCUUUGCAUCAAAUUAGCAGCUGUUAAUUACUUAAUACAUUCUUGCCUAGAGAGCUCCACUAUUUUUAUUAAGACAAUAUUUUUUUUAUUGUGGCUAUGGUUAACGUUAUAAUCGUACAAAAGGGAAUUCGAUACAUACGAUAUUUUUUGGUAUUUAUUUUUCAGGUAACAAUACAUUUUAAGGGUUCUGUAAGAAGGUGAUUUUGUAUGAUGUGCAGAUUUAAGGUUAAUUUUUAUUACUAAAACAUGAUGUGAAUAGAAAUAAAGUAUUGAU
Papilio xuthus (Asian swallowtail) is the source of this 1954-nucleotide messenger RNA. Its product is annotated as coiled-coil domain-containing protein 51. Lineage: Eukaryota; Metazoa; Arthropoda; Insecta; Lepidoptera; Papilionidae. Bases 125 to 1216 code for a protein of 363 amino acids. The record is from RefSeq and is a predicted model, not a curated record. The transcript is spliced from 6 exons.